Fusarium musae is the source of this 1581-nucleotide messenger RNA. RefSeq lists its product as uncharacterized. The coding region runs from base 1 to 1581 and encodes 526 amino acids. The transcript is spliced from 2 exons. The record is from RefSeq and is a predicted model, not a curated record. Gene Ontology annotation, biological process: carbohydrate phosphorylation; galactose metabolic process. Lineage: Eukaryota; Fungi; Ascomycota; Sordariomycetes; Hypocreales; Nectriaceae. Gene Ontology annotation, cellular component: cytoplasm; cytosol. Gene Ontology annotation, molecular function: galactokinase activity; ATP binding.
AUGACUGGCACCGUGCCCGUUGCCAACGCCUUGAGCGACAUCUAUCCUGCUGCAGCGCUCGCUGAGCAAGGUCCACGAUGGAAUAGCCUUCUCAGCAAGUUUGAGUCUACCUACGGACAUGCGGCUUCUUUUGUCGCUCGCUCCCCUGGACGAGUUAACAUUAUUGGAGAGCACAUUGACUACUCUCUCUAUUCGGUGCUGCCCAUGGCCAUUACUGCCGACACCCUUCUCGCCGUUUCCGCUACACCCGCCGCCCAAGACGCCAAGUCCUUUCGCAUCCGCAUCGCCAACGUUGAGGAUGACAAGUUUGAGGCCGCUGACUUUGAGGUCCCCUUUGAUGGGGACGUUUCGAUCGACGCGACCAAGCUAGAAUGGACCAACUACUUCAAGAGCGGCCUAAGGGGUGUGCUGGACCUGUUGAGGAACAAGUAUGGAAAGGAUUUCAAACCAUGCAGCAUGAAUUUGCUUAUGGAUGGCACUGUACCUGUUGGUGGAGGACUUAGCUCGAGUGCUGCUGUGGUCAGCACGAGUUCACUAGCUAUCAUGUUGGCCAAUGGUGAGAAAACGGUGGACAAGACUGAGCUGACUGAGCUUGCCAUCGUGAACGAGCGUGCGGUAGGAGUUAACUCGGGAGGCAUGGAUCAAGCUGCCUCUGUCUUCUCCGAGAAGGGUGCCGCUACCUUCGUGUCAUUCAGUCCAAGCCUCAAGGCUAAGCCAGUUCACUUCCCUCCCACGAAUCCCGAAAUCACAUUCGUUAUCGUGCAGUCCUUUGUCACAUCAAACAAGCAGGUCACAGGCCCCAUCCACUACAACCUUCGCGUAGUAGAGUGUAGCAUCGCUGCAUCCUACCUCAACGCGGUUCUGAAUCCACCCGGCACACAACUCCCCGAGGAUGCGGGCCCCCUGGGCGUCAGUCUCGGAGGUUUCCAUGAAACUUUCUUUUACCACCAGAGCGGCUCAGAUUACUCCGCUGCCAAGACCCUGACCAAGGAGGAGGAGCUAGAGAAGUUGAUCGAGAUCACUGAGAAGACCCUGACACAGGAGGAGGGAUACACACGGGAGGAGGUAGCCAAGGUUCUAAACAUCACGGUCGAGGAUCUUGAGAAGCGUUUCAUGUCCAAGCUCCCAGUACGUGCCGAGCGCUUCAAGCUUCAGCAGCGAGCUCUGCAUGUGUUCAAGGAGGCACACCGAGUUCUCCGUUUCAUGAAGCUGCUCGAGAACCCUGUCCACACAGGCGCUACCGACACAACCAAGUUUAACAAAGAACUCGGUUCGCUGCUGAACGAAACCCAAGUAUCAUGUCGAGAUCUGUACGAGUGCAGCUGUCCUGAGCUUGACGAGAUCUGUGCUAUUUCCCUUCGGGAAGGAUCUUACGGAGCCCGUGUGACCGGUGCUGGUUGGGGAGGUUGCAGUGUGCACAUGGUGCCGGCGGAUAAGGUCGAGGCUGUGACACAGGCCCUGGAGCGGGAGUAUUUCUCCAAGAAGAACUUGACGGAGGACCAGAAGAAGGGAGCCGUUAUGGUGAGCCGGCCGGCCACCGGAAGUGCCAUCUACUAUGUCAAGGAGGGCGUGAAGCCUUAA